Lodderomyces jiufengensis is the source of this 2343-nucleotide messenger RNA. RefSeq names its product Bta1p (gene BTA1). The record is from RefSeq and is a predicted model, not a curated record. NCBI's taxonomy places the organism in Eukaryota, Fungi, Ascomycota, Pichiomycetes, Serinales, Debaryomycetaceae. The transcript has a single exon. The coding region runs from base 1 to 2343 and encodes 780 amino acids.
AUGCCUGAAAUUAUUUUAGAUGUAAUUCCAUCAGGAAUUUCACUUAAACUUUUUACAUCAGUUUCAUUAGUUUGUGGUAUUUUAGCAUUAGCAAAAUUAAAUAAAACAAUCAAUUCAAUAUUAGUGUUUUGUUGGGCAUGUUUUGUAAAACCAUUAAUUCAAAAAAAGACUCAAAAAUCCGGGAAUAAGAAUCAACAACAAAAUUUAGAAUUGUUUUAUAAAAAUCAAGCUCAUAUUUAUGACAAAACCAGAGAAAUCUUGUUAAAAGGUAGAAAAGAAACUUUAAGAUUAGCUAUAAGUCAUUUACAAAAGAAGAAAGAUAUAGUUUGGAUUGAUAUUGGUGGAGGUACCGGUUCAAAUAUUGAAUUUAUGGACAAAAUAAGUUCAAUUUCCAAAAAUUUUAAAGCAGUCUAUUUAGUUGAUCUUUCACCAAGUUUAUGUGAAGUUGCAAGAAAAAGAUUUGAAAAUCAUCAAUGGAACAAUGUUCAUGUUUUAGUAGCUGAUGCUUGUGAUUUUGCAAUUAAUUAUAAAUCUGCUGAUUUGAUUACUUUUAGUUAUUCUUUAUCUAUGAUUCCUACGUUUAAUGCUGCAAUUGAUAAUGCUGUUUCAAAAUUAGAUAAACAAGGUAUUAUUGCAACUGUUGAUUUUGGUAUUCAAAGUAAUGAUACCUCAAUGGGUAGAAUUAAUACUCUUGGUGGUUUAGUUAACAGAAAUAUUCCUUGGAUUUUAAGAAAUUUCUGGAGAAUUUGGUUUGAAGCUGAUAAAGUUUUCUUAGAUUCAUCAAGAAGAAAUUAUUUAGAAUAUAAAUUUGGUACCAUCAAAUCCAUUAACUCAUACAAUAAAACAUUAGGUAAAAUUCCUUACUACAUAUGGAUUGGUUGUGAUAAAUCAAGAUCUUCACAAAUUUUAAAUAGAUUAAAUUGUUUAGCAACUGAAUCACCAUAUUUAGCUCCAGCUUCAGCUAAUCCAAAUUUACCAGUUUCAAAAGGUCAUGAAGCUGCUAUUGCAAAUUUACAAAAAAAUUUACCAUUCCCUUCAAUUUAUUAUCAAAAGGAAGUUUGGAGAGUUUAUUAUGAUGAAUUAAAUCCAUUAUAUGAGCAAUUUAAAAAUCAAUAUAUUUAUGCUUUUACUUGGGAAGAUCCAAGAGAAGAUCACAAUAUCUUGAAAUUUUCAAGUAAUGAUACUGUUUUAGCUAUUACUUCAGCAGGUGAUAAUAUUUUAAGUUAUGCAACAUUACCAGAUCCUCCAAAAAGAAUUCAUGCAGUUGAUUUAAAUCCAUGUCAAAAUCAUUUAUUAGAGUUAAAAUUAGCUUCAUUUAGAGUUUUAACUCAAGAACAAAUUUGGCAAAUGUUUGGUGAUGGUCAUAUUAAUAAUUUUAAAGAUAUUUUAGUUGAUAAAUUAGCUCCUCAUAUGUCAUCAAAUGCUUUCCAAUAUUGGAUGGAUAAAGGACCAAAUACUUUUAGUGGCAAAGGUCUUUAUGAUACUGGUUCAACAAGAUGGGCUUUAAGAUUGAGUAGGAUUGUUUUUAAAUUAUGCGGUAUUUCAAAGUAUGUCAGUGAAAUGUGUACUGCAACCACUUUAGAAGAACAAAAAAGAGUUUGGAAUGAACAUGUGAAACCAGCUAUGUUUAAUCCAGUUGUUGGUUCAUUAUUGAUUGGGAACCCAAUUUUCCUUUGGAAAGCUUUAGGUGUUCCAGCAAAUCAAGCAAAAUUAAUGGGUCCAUCAAUUAUAAAAUAUGUUAUUGAUACAUUAGAUCCAUUAAUUGAAAGAUCAUUAAUCUUAGAUGAUAACUACUUUUAUUACUUAUGUUUAAUGGGUACUUAUACAAGAACAAACUGUCCUGAUUAUUUAACUACAAAAGGUUACAAAAGAUUGACUGGUCAAAAAUCAGUAAAUGGUGAUAUUCCAAUUGAUAAUAUUAGAAUCCAUACUGAUUUAUUAAAUGAUGUAUUUGCAAGAUUAAGUACAAAAUCAAUUACUAUCGCUAUUAUUAUGGAUCAUAUGGAUUGGUUUGAUCCAAAUGGAGUUGAUGCUAUAAAUGAAAUAACUGCUAUAAAACAAUGUUUAGUAAAAGGUGGUAGAGUUAUGUUUAGAUCAGCUGCAACUCAUCCAUGGUAUAUUAAAACUUUUGAAAGUUUAGGUUUCAAAUGUGAACCAGCUGCUAUAAGAGAAAGUGGUCAUAGUAUUGAUAGAAUUAAUAUGUAUGCUUCAACUUGGGUUUGUACUAAAUUAGAAGGUGAAAUUGAAGAAGAAUCAACAAGUGAAGAAGAAAUUAUUAGUGUUGAAAAAGAAAAUGGUAAAUUAGAUGCUGGUCGUCGUAGAAUGAGUAGCUUAAAAAUUUAA